This is a messenger RNA of Argiope bruennichi, 1023 nucleotides long. RefSeq lists its product as uncharacterized. Lineage: Eukaryota; Metazoa; Arthropoda; Arachnida; Araneae; Araneidae. Bases 138 to 908 code for a protein of 256 amino acids. The transcript has 5 exons. The record is from RefSeq and is a predicted model, not a curated record.
UACAAAUAAUCAUACCUGAUAGACUCAAGUGCAAAAAUUGCUUCGGUUUCCAUUAUUCAAAAGGUAGUUUUUUUCAAGUAUGGAAUAACUUUCGACACUGGAAGAGCAUUUAUCAUUAAAUCCAUUCUUCUCCAAAAAUGCUGAAAUUCGUUUUUCUAUUUCUUUGUAUUGUCGCUGCUCAGACCGUUACAGCUGAGCAUGGCGAAGAAGACUUAAAAUGCAAUUUCAGAUAUUGUGGCGCAGAACUAUUAAAUUUCGAAAAGUUCAGCCUUUCAGGAAUUUUCAGAAAGAUAGAGCUUGCUCAAUUUUGUGUUAAGAACUGCACUCCUCCAAUUGUGCACGAAUUCUUUCAAAGUAUCAUUUUCGCCAUUACCAGACGCAUUCCUGGAAACUGCCAAAGAGAAGAAUGUACGGAGAAAAACAGAUUUGUUGCUUUGGCCAAAUGUGGUCAUGAGAAAGCUUGGCCCUUACUGCAGUGCAGCAAAAGACUAGUAGACUUGGCGCAAGUGGCAUUGGAAAUUGAACAAAAACAGCAGAAGCGGAAUUACACCUGCAGCAUCGUGGUCGAUACAACGCAGUGUAUUGAAGAAAUUCUGCACGAAUGUGGUUCGCAACCGUUUAGCUUAGUGCAAGAAAUUUUCGGCGAUGUUAUCAAAGUGGGAAUCAGUUCCUACUGCCACCGGUCCUUCAGAAACGACUUCUUCGUUGAAGACCCGUCAACAACCACUCCUGACUACCAGGAACGUAUGAAGUAUUUCACUGACAUAAGCCCCCAGCCAGGACAUCAUCCUUAUCCACAAUUCGUCAAGGGCUAUCGUCCAGACUCAGCAUCGACAAGCAAGAUAUCUUACCUGUGUAUUCUACUGAGUCUGGCUUUGAGUUAUGUUUUCUUAUUCCGACGUUGGUAACACUCAGCCUUACCAUCGCCAUGAAUUCAUAUCUUGUUUUCCCAUGUUGUUUUAAUUUCAUUCAACUUAGUGUACUUACUGAUAUUCAAUAAAACUUUUCUUUUAUGAGUGUUAA